Molecule: messenger RNA, 828 nt
Organism: Pimephales promelas (fathead minnow)
Lineage: Eukaryota; Metazoa; Chordata; Actinopteri; Cypriniformes; Leuciscidae
Source: RefSeq, a predicted model, not a curated record
CGUCUGCUGACUGUAUCCAGCCAAUUAAACUCCAAAACAGUAGAGGGCAAUGUCGAGGAUGUGUGACAGGCGUCGAAGAAAAAAACUUCAAAUGCGUCUCAGUAGCAGUAGGCGUGCAGUAGGAGUAGUUGAUCUAGAAUGACAUUUCUGUGACUCGUUUUGUUCGUUCGUUCGUUUACACUCGGAACGAUGUCCAGUGUUUUAGCAAGGAUUUUAUUUUAUCCCACACUCGCUUACAAUGUUGUCAUGGAAAAGGUCACCUCCAGACAAUGGUUUAAUCGCGUAGAUCAGACUGUCAUUCUUGGUGCUCUCCCAUUCAGGUCAAUGACAGAGGAGCUGGUCCAAAAAGAGAAAAUCAGAGGAGUCAUUACCAUGAAUGAACAAUAUGAAACAAAAUAUUUCUGCAAUUCAGCUGAGGAGUGGCGAGCUGUUGGUGUUGAGCAGAUCAGACUGGACACAGUGGACCUGACAGGUGUCCCCAGCCUAGAGCACAUCCACAAGGGUGUGGACUUCACUUUGAGACAUCGACAGCAAGGCAGUAGUGUCUAUAUUCACUGCAAGGCCGGCCGUUCACGCAGUGCGACUAUUGCAGCUGCAUACCUCAUCAGGCUACCACCGUUGGGUCCAGAGGAGCCUUCAGCCCAGCUGGAGGUGCUGCAGGAGUACUAUAAGCAAGUCUGUGCUUCUGAGUCCAGCUAGAAGAUACAGUGUACAAAUGCCAACAUUUAUGCUGAUUCUCAGUUGUUUUGUCCUUGCUGGAGUGCAUACUUUUAUAUAUAUUUGUAUAAGAUUUUGUGUACUAUACAUAAAAAAGACUUUAAGCCAUGA